GGAAGAGAUUUGAGCGAGGAGGGAAAAUUCGGUGCUGCUGCAGCAUGGAAGGAGAAAAAAAAAAAGAAGCUGAAGUGACGAGGCUAAAAAGGGGAGCUUCUCUCUAAAUUUUUUUUUCUGGUCCCCUCUCCCCUUCCUUUGGAUUUGCAGUUUCUCUUUCUCUCUCUCUCCCGUCACUCACUUUCAACCCCCGUUGUCGACAAUGGGACCCAGUGAACACAGCUGAUGAAAUGGGCCCCCACCGAACGGACGGGGACUAGCCAACGGGGAUCCAAAGAGACUUGAUGAAGUUCAAGCCAGGGCAGUGUGGGAAAGAAGAAGGGUGUGGCAACGACCCGAACGGCAGAAGGCAAAAGGAACACAGGCUUGACAAGGGCCCGGGAGGGACCACAACGGCAAGGAGAAUGACUGACAGGGCAGAAAGAGACGGUGGAGGGAACAAUUGGAAAAUAGAGGAGCCCAUUAUGCGGUCUACACCACACUAUCCGCACCUCACGGAUACCUUUACCAGGAGGUCUAGGUCUCCACGACCAGGAGUCAAGGACCCAGCACCGGAGACUGACAGGGCAGGGCCAGAUGCGAACCAGGGUCGGGGGAUGGCCCAGGGCGACUGACGAUGAUGAGAGUCGUGCCUUGUCUAUGUAUCCGUAUGUUUUUGUGCCUGAGACUUAGGUUGAGCCUCUCCAAUGUAGUAGAGCAAGUCAUAUACAGAAAGUACCCGUUGGGGAGCUGCAUCAACAACUCCAGGGCAACAUGAGCUCACGCCGGUACAAGCAAGAUU
Colletotrichum phormii is the source of this 781-nucleotide messenger RNA. RefSeq lists its product as uncharacterized. The transcript has a single exon. The record is from RefSeq and is a predicted model, not a curated record. Lineage: Eukaryota; Fungi; Ascomycota; Sordariomycetes; Glomerellales; Glomerellaceae. Bases 285 to 614 code for a protein of 109 amino acids.